CUUCAAAUGCAAUACUAAUAAGGAAAUAUAAAUGCCGAAUAUGUAAGCGACUAAGCACAAUAUUAAUAACCUUAAUAACCUUAAGGAGGCUAUUAAUAUAUGCCUGUAUAAGGAUAACCUGUAAUGGGAUAGCCAGUUUAAUAAUAGUAUUAUUUUUUAGCAAAAAUAGAUAUCAAUAUUACCCGUAAGCAUAAGUUUAAUACUCUUAAUAACAAUAUGCUUAAUAUCCUUAAAGAGUUUAAUAUCAAAAUGGAUAUUAAUAGCAAAUGGUAAUUGUUCCUUAAUCAGCAUUCGUUGUAGCAGUUCAACCAAUUAAUCCAAUUGUAGUUAAAGAAAUGGCUUUGCGAUCAUACACAAGAUAGUAAUUAAUAUAUUAAGAUUAAGUUUCUAUGGAUGCAAUUGUUGCAUUGGAGUUCUUGCAAUGAUCUUUUUGAUUGUUAGAUGUGUUGCAGCAUUUGAAUAGGGAGGGGCUGAAAGAGCAGGGGGUGUCAUGUAUAUUAUCUCGUAAUUUAUAUCGUAUUUAUAACAGUAACUUCUUUUUUGUGAUUGGAGCUAUAUGUGGAAUUUAUUCAAUUAGUCGAUAUGUGGAAAAAAUCUUAUUGCACUAUCAAAUCUUAUUGGUAAUAGCCUUAGUAUUUGAACUCAUUGGAUCUAUUAUCAUUUUUGCAUCCUAUGAUCAAACUAAAGAAGAUGAUGAUUAUUAAGACGAAUAUUCAAAAAAUGAUAAGGAAAAUAAAAGAAGUGUAGAGUAUUUAAUCUCUUUAUUAAUUAAGAUUAAUCUUUUUCAUUAUCUCACUUAUUAUAAUUCUUAUUUGUUACGGAAUGUUUAUUAGAUAUGCUAGGCAAAUCAGAUCUAUGAUGAUUGAUUUGAAUAACACAAGGGUAAAUUAAAUGAAUUAAAAUGCAUAAUAAGGACCAGUACAAAACUAAGGAGCCGUUUAUGGAGGAGCUGUAUAAAUUUGA
Paramecium sonneborni is the source of this 963-nucleotide messenger RNA. NCBI's taxonomy places the organism in Eukaryota, Ciliophora, Oligohymenophorea, Peniculida, Parameciidae. The record is from the annotation of a GenBank genome assembly.